AUGUUGGAUUAUCAACCCAACUUGGCCGGAGCGGCCCAGGCUCUGCCUCUGUCUUUUCCCCAGCAGAGCACCUCAGCUCCCUAUCAGGCUCCUUCUGCCCUUAUGGACCAGAUCGGAUAUUUCCCCCAUUACACUAACCAGCACGAGUUUUCGUCUGGAUUGAACACUUCUGUGACUGGAGAAAUGUCCCAGAUCAACAGCCAGCAGCAGAAGAUGGGCGAAUCUCUCUCUGCUUCUCACAACGCUAAUGCUGCUGUUUCUCCUCCCGUGGUUGUAAGCUCUCGACAAUUCAGCCCGACUCAGCAGGCAUACAAAACGCCCUCACCAUCAACUCCAUCAGAGGUUGCCAACGCUAGCCCUAAGAAUCUUCUUCUCAACCAGGCCUCUGUGGAUAAUAUCCAGACUUUCAUGACCAGCAACCAAGCUCAGGGCAUGCAGAUCCCUUUUGCCUAUCCCCGCAACCAUAUGGGAGUCAACGGUAUGCCCAUGAUGGGUGGUAUGCAAACCGGCUCUAUGAGCAUGCAGUCUCCUUCCAUGGACUACGUUCAAUACCAGUAUGCGAAUAACCCUAUGAUGGGUUACCCUCCUGGCUCAAUGAUGGGAUAUGGCCAGAAUCAACCUCAGUCUAUUGCCAACAGCCAAGCUUUUCUUGGUGCUUCUGGCAUGUAUGGAGCGAAUAGUAUGCAGAACAUACAAUCAUCUUGCAUGAUUGGUGUCCAGCACCCUUUCCAGAAUAACGCUCAGCAAGUUCAAGGCUAUCACCCGCAUGUGUCUUCUACUCUUCGUCCAACUGCCACCCCUUUCACCCCUUCCCAGGGCAAUCUUGCUGAGCCGCAGCAAAUGGCUUAUCCUGCCGCCAAGCAGUUCCAAGGUCAGGGGCUUGUCUGUGGCCCCCUCGCUACUCUGCAACAUGCUCAAGGGCCUCAGCAUACUCCAGUCACUAGAAAGGAUGGGAUGCAUCAGACGCUCCAGGCGACUCAAGUAUCUCCAACAUCCCACCUCACCAUGCAACAGAGCCCUCAGGGACAGUGCUCUAUGAGAAAGCCCAUUCGAAAGCAGUCUCCCAAGCGUGGCCGUGCCACUCAAUCUGCGCAAAACGUUCCCAAGCGUCGCUGCAAACCCAGCGACAACACUGUCCUGACAAAGUCUAACGAGCUCAAGACCGGUUCUCCCAUGUCCAGGGUCCAGAGUGCCAUGUGCCGUGUGGCCUAUGGCAAGACAAUUCCACAGGGAGUCAAGCAUAUGGAAAUGACAGCCAAACCCAAGCCUGACAUUUCCAUCGCCGAUUACCUUGGCCAGCCCCAGCAGCUUCCCAUCAGUUCUCCCAGCCUUGAAGUCCAGCAGCCUACUUCGCCAACCAAAAUCGUUCAGUCUCGAACUCCUUCCAUCGAACUGAUCUCCUCCCAACUGACGUCCCGGCACCACGCUCUUACACCCCCUACUCCUCCUUCUGUCCAGCCUCUGCCAACUUCGCCUGCACAGCAUUCUGCCAAUACCAAGGAGAAGGCUGACAAGUACCCAUUGUCUGACAAAGAGAAAACGAUUCGUGACGCAGAGGCUCGAAAUGCCCCCAUUCCGCCUUCACAACGUCGCCUUGUUCGCUAUGAAAGGGAUGAUCCUCGGCUUCAGCGAGAUUCCAAUGGGGAGCCUAUCACCCCAGAAGCUGAUAUGUAUAAUGUCUACUUUGUGGCGCCACCUACCGAGAUAUCAAUGGACACGAUUAACGAGCUGGUGGCAAGCUUCAGACGAGAAAAGCAGCAGAAGCAAGCGACCAAUGCAGCCGGUAACGAUGGAAACAGCAAGACCAAGGCUGCUAAGUCUAAGUCUAAGCCUUUACUUACGCCUACACCUACGCCUAGGGCUAAGAAAGGUCGCCAGAACAAAGGAGUUCGGAAGCUCACGUCGGAAUCAGCAGAGAAGAUCACUGUCAAUAAGCGAAACAAGGCCAUAACCACUGUUUCUACCCUCAGUGCUUCUCUGUCUCCUCCUGCUGCCCUCUCCACUUCUCCCAUCGCUGCUUGUCACGACAAGAACGACAACGCAAUCGCUAGCCAGCUCAGCCUCGACAACAUCACCGACAUCGAGGGUCAGCCCAUCUCCACUGCCGAGGCCACCGUUGUUCACACUGCUUCUUUUGACUUCGUGGGUUCUCACCAGACAACAUCUGGAGCUGGAAGUGUUGCUCAACCAGUUCCUGUCGACGAGUUCAAUAUUCAGCAAAGCUUCACUCAAGAUGCUCCAUCGAGUGAUGAGUAUAAUAACCAGGCUGGUGUCUCCCUUUGUCAACAAAGCCCUGCUCUUCAGCCUACUGUCCCACUCAUGACCCGGCCUACUGAGACUGCUUCUGCCUCUGAUUCCCUCCAAACUAACGGGGAGCAGCCACUCAAUGCUGGUUCUGAGGUAUCUGAGGCAUCCCUGGAGGACCUGUUCUCGUUGCUUGCGCCCGUACAACAGUACAAUGAGAGUUUCAUGGACCAACCUAUUGAGUGGGGAGUUCCCCCUGCCCAUGAGUCUCCCACCACCAAACCUGCUUCUACCGAGCCUGAAUCAUACUUUGAGAACGUUCAUAACAGCAUCUGCGAAACCUCUGACAAGGAGGACCUGUCUUGGUUUCUUCAGACAAUGCCAACUCCUAUCUUCAAAGACCCCUCCGCUGGUGCCACGAGUAUCUCAUCAUCUCUGGACCUCGACUUAUCUUCCUCGAUCGCUUGUCUUCAGGCUGAGUUCGCCAGUGUUUCCGAUCCUGAUGCUGAAUACAUAAAUACACCUGGACACAACGACAUUUCAGUAAUGACGGUCGAAAUACCCAAUGCACCGCCAAUGGGGCUCGACGACAUGCCCUACUCCCCUAUCCGCUUGUCUCCUCCACCUCUUACUGGCCCCUACAACCCACCAUCAAACCCCGAGUUCAAGCCCCGAGACCCCUUCAACACGGUCCUUGAUGACGCAAACAUCGAGAAGGAUACUGAGGAGAAGAAACUUGACGAUACUGCUGCUGUCGCUACCAAAAGCACAAACAAGCGCAAGAUGAACGAGGGCACUGUUACGGCGCCAAACAAGAAGCCUCGCACCCGCGCCCCACCAUCCAAACUCGUCCUUCCGCAGUGCGAGGUGCGCCACAAUCCUGCAGUUGAGCAGUGA
Messenger RNA from Fusarium coffeatum, 3141 nucleotides. RefSeq lists its product as uncharacterized. The record is from RefSeq and is a predicted model, not a curated record. The transcript is spliced from 5 exons. Bases 1 to 3141 code for a protein of 1046 amino acids. Lineage: Eukaryota; Fungi; Ascomycota; Sordariomycetes; Hypocreales; Nectriaceae.